Molecule: messenger RNA, 1173 nt
Organism: Indicator indicator
Lineage: Eukaryota; Metazoa; Chordata; Aves; Piciformes; Indicatoridae
Exons: 3
Coding region: 1-969 (322 amino acids)
Biological process (GO): nucleosome assembly
Cellular component (GO): nucleosome
Molecular function (GO): structural constituent of chromatin; protein heterodimerization activity; DNA binding
Source: RefSeq, a predicted model, not a curated record
AUGUCUGGCAGAGGCAAAGGCGGCAAGGGGCUCGGCAAAGGAGGUGCUAAGCGCCACCGCAAAGUGCUGCGCGACAACAUCCAGGGCAUCACCAAGCCAGCCAUCCGCCGUCUGGCUCGGCGCGGCGGUGUCAAGCGUAUCUCAGGCCUCAUCUACGAGGAGACACGCGGAGUGCUGAAAGUCUUUCUGGAGAACGUGAUCCGUGAUGCUGUCACCUACACCGAGCAUGCCAAGAGGAAGACUGUGACAGCUAUGGACGUGGUCUACGCGCUCAAGCGCCAGGGACGUACUCUGUAUGUGCUACUUGGAAACAUGGCACGCACAAAGCAGACAGCGCGGAAGUCCACCGGCGGGAAAGCGCCCCGCAAGCAGCUGGCUACCAAGGCGGCUCGCAAGAGCGCCCCGGCCACGGGCGGUGUGAAGAAGCCGCAUCGCUACCGGCCCGGCACCGUGGCGCUCCGCGAGAUCCGGCGCUACCAGAAGUCGACAGAGCUGCUGAUCCGCAAGCUGCCCUUCCAGCGCCUGGUGCGUGAGAUCGCGCAGGACUUUAAGACCGACCUGCGCUUCCAGAGCUCGGCUGUGAUGGCGCUGCAGGAGGCGAGCGAGGCCUACCUGGUGGGGCUGUUCGAGGAUACCAACCUGUUUAGAGCUAGCAAUAUGUCUGGGAGAGGAAAAGGCGGUAAGGGGCUCGGCAAAGGAGGCGCCAAGCGGCAUCGCAAAGUGCUGCGCGACAACAUCCAGGGCAUCACCAAGCCGGCUAUUCGCCGCCUGGCUCGGCGCGGCGGUGUCAAGCGUAUCUCGGGGCUCAUCUACGAGGAGACGCGCGGAGUGCUGAAGGUUUUUCUGGAAAACGUGAUCCGUGAUGCCGUCACCUACACUGAGCACGCCAAGAGAAAGACUGUGACGGCCAUGGACGUGGUGUAUGCGCUCAAGCGUCAGGGACGUACCCUGUACGGCUUUGGUGGUUAAAAUUCUCUGCUCCCGCACCAUUCUGAAAACCCAAAGGCUCUUUUAAGAGCCGCCCACGUUUUCUCUUGAAAGAGCUGUGUCAAUGAUCCUUUGUCUGUUUUGGCUACAUCGUUGUCCUUCACCUGCAUGCUUAUGUUCUUUGUGCCACCUGGAUCUUCCCCCAGUUUUCUUGCUGCCUUGCAGAGCUACGUUUGUUUUUUUUUU